AACACAGUCAUGCUGCAGGUCGGUCGGAUCACCGCGCUCUCGAGUGUCAGACUCCUCUUACUCUGGACCGUCGUACGAGCGCUUAACGUCACCGAGAAGUGCGCUCGGGACGCCAGCGCGUUCCUGUCGGAGCUGGAGAGAGACUCUCCUCAGAGAUACGCCGUUCUGAUGUAUGAUGCGUUUGGGAAGCUGGGAAGUGACGUGGAGGGGGGAAACAUGAACCAGAUCGGGUCUCUACAGGAGUGUCUGUCUGUCAAAGGACCCGGAUUUGGAGGACGAUACUGUCAGGUGUUUCUCAAGCAGGGGUUCCUUCAUUAUUUCGUGGGGAUCUGUAUGCCUGAUUCCUGCAGUGAGGAGGAAGUGCUGCUGCUAGUCUACGAUGAUUUUAGACACGGUGGAACCUCCCUCAUUGCUCCCGUCCCCCAUCUGUACUCACCUGAUCCAACCCUGGAGCUUCACAACAUUCAGUGUAUGGAGAGAGACGUCAGACCUGACGGAUCUGCUAUCGUCUGUCUGUGUGUGUGUGUCCUGAUGAUGGUUCUGCCUCUCGCCGCGACCCUCUGUGAACCCCUCGUUAGGAGGUGCAAAGGGAGGGACGCCGGAUCAGGAGUCGAACUCGCGAACUACGGAGCGCUUUUAGAAAACAGCUCAGCCAAUCAGAGCCGAGCGUGCGCCUCGCUUCAGGAUGACACGCCGGUGCACGAGGGGAGAACGACAAGCCAGGCGUCGGCGAUGCUGCGCGGUUUCUCCGUCCGCUGCAGCGGUGUGCUUUCGGGUGAUGGUGGUGCCUCGGGGUGCAGGUAUCCCUCACUGCAUGGGGUUCGAAUCCUCAGUCUCUUCUGGAUCAUCUGUGGUCACACGGUGCAGCUCAGCGUCUGGAGUGGCCUCGAUAACGUGACGAGAUGGCGGGAGGUCGUGGACAUGAACGCUCUGUACGUGGUGGCGUUUAGUGGACCGGUUUAUCUGGCUGUUGAUACUUUCUUAUUACUGGGUGGGAUCCUGAGUUCUAAAUCACUGCUCGCGUCCAUUCAGAGAUCAGAGGACAAACUGAGCCUCCGUCUGAUCGCUCACUUCCUCUACAGGAGAUUCACAAGGAUCCAGCCGCUGCACCUCUACAUGGUGUGUGUGAUCGUUGCACUGUUCUCACUCGUUCAUGAUGGAACCUUCUGGUUCGUUGCUGAGGAUGAAAUGAUGAACUGUAGGAAGUUCUGGUGGUCCAACCUGCUGCUCAUCAACAACCUGUUUACCAUCACACACACUUGUGCCCCCUGGACCUGGUACCUGUCUGUUGACUUCCAGUUCUACGCAACCACACCAUUACUGGUUUUCCUUUACAGACUGAACAAUGGUGUGCUGGUUGGUGUUGCGGUGCUUCUGUUUCUCAUCUGUGGUGUCUCCAGUGCUUUAAUCACCGAGUUCCUGAACUUACCAGUUCAUCAACCAACAACUCUUGAAUACGAGAGCUACUUCCAGUAUUACUACAACAAGCCCUACACCAGAUACGGUCCGUACCUGCUCGGCAUCCUUACAGGAAUUUACAUGACGACCAAAACUGAGGCUCUCAUAAAGCAGAAGUGGCAGGCCGCUGUUGGUUGGCUCGUAUCCCUGUCCUUGAUGGCGGCGACGGUGGGGUGUGCCUACCUGCUGAGAGGUCAGGGGUCACCGGGCCACGCUGUGUAUCAGGGACUCCAUCGCUUGCUCUGGGCCUUCGCUGUGGCUUGGGUCAUCCUGGCCUGUGAGGAGGGGUACGGAGGAUUGGUGAACAAGUUCCUGUCCGCACGAGCGUGGGUUCCUCUGUCCAACAUCAGCUUCGCCUGCUACCUCGUUCACCCCGUCCUCAUCCUGCUCUACAACACCAGACAGGAGACUGCGCUCCAUUACACAGAUCUCAACUUCUUGUAUCUGUUCCUGGGUCACUCGCUCCUCGCUGUGGUUCUGGGUUUUGUCCUCACAGUGCUGGUUGAGAAGCCCUAUCAGUUCCUGAGCAGAAUUAAAGGAUAAACACUCUCAGACAUUGCAGUGUCUUUAGAACUUCGCUGUGAGACUCUGUGAACUGUAUGUGAAUAACAUGAUGGCUUUAUUAUUAUGUAAAUAAACGAUAUGACGUGAA
Molecule: messenger RNA, 2110 nt
Organism: Trichomycterus rosablanca
Lineage: Eukaryota; Metazoa; Chordata; Actinopteri; Siluriformes; Trichomycteridae
Gene: oacyl
Product: O-acyltransferase like
Exons: 15
Coding region: 10-2001 (663 amino acids)
Molecular function (GO): acyltransferase activity, transferring groups other than amino-acyl groups
Source: RefSeq, a predicted model, not a curated record